AUGUGGCUUUCCAUAUUGGUUCCUGAAACCAUUGGGACGUGCAGAUACAGUUUAGGAGAUGAUGAUGCUUCAAGGGUUUCGAAUGAAGAUAGGCGGGAAAACAUACCAAAGGAUCAGAAUGACUUGUUGGGUCAGGCUCAAACCUACAUUUUAACAGAAGAGUACAACUUGGUGGAGGUGGAUCUCAAAUUUGAUAUGACCCAAGCCCCUGUAAGAAUAAGUUAA
This is a messenger RNA of Ilex paraguariensis (yerba mate), 225 nucleotides long. The record is from the annotation of a GenBank genome assembly. NCBI's taxonomy places the organism in Eukaryota, Viridiplantae, Streptophyta, Magnoliopsida, Aquifoliales, Aquifoliaceae.